Messenger RNA from Megalobrama amblycephala (Wuchang bream), 603 nucleotides. Its product is annotated as mitogen-activated protein kinase kinase kinase kinase 2-like. Bases 193 to 483 code for a protein of 96 amino acids. The transcript has 5 exons. The record is from RefSeq and is a predicted model, not a curated record. NCBI's taxonomy places the organism in Eukaryota, Metazoa, Chordata, Actinopteri, Cypriniformes, Xenocyprididae.
GUCUGUUUUACCAAAGUGUUUAAUGGAUGUGCACUGAAAAUUCACUGUGCAGAGACAUGGGUUUUGCCCAAAACAAGAGAUCAGUAUUUAAUUCUGGGGGCAGAGGAGGGUGUCUACAUCCUUAACUUGAAUGAGCUGCAUGAAGACACCUUAGAAAAGUUGCUUCCACAGAGAUGUACUUGGCUUUAUGUCAUGAACAAUGUCUUAAUGUCCAUCUCUGGUAAGUCCUCUCAACUCUGCUCUCAUAGACUGACAGCUCUGUUUGAGCAGCGAGGACACUUACAGAGGAAACAGAGUCACUUGUCCCUCGGCACCAACCGCUUCACCGAACGGAUCAUCCACAGGAAGUUUGCUGUGUCAGUGAAGAUCCCAGACACUAAGGGCUGUCGAAAGUGCAUUGUGGGUGAGAGCCAUUUCUUGCCUCACACUGGAUCAAUAUUUAUUCAUUAUAUCCUGAUGCGUAUCUUUGCUGACCUCCUGUAAUUGGCUAAGAUGGAAAAAAACCUCAAUGAUAAUGAGUGCAGGUCAUGAAUCUUAACUGCACUUAUGCUUUUAAUGAAUCAUCAGCUUUUUUGCUUUUUUGCUGAUCAUAAUUACAGAGGU